AUGAGUGGCAGCGCAUUCAAAGCAGGAGGACGCGACUUGCUUGUGUGGGAAAAAGGCGAGGAAGAAUACGAGCGCUCUGUAGCGACACCCAACCUGCUCUAUCGUUUCGCCCGUCCAGACUGUGUCCUGCAGCCCAAAACAAUCGAACAGGUCCAAAGCAUCGUGCGCAUCGCCCGCGACAAGAAGAUCAAGCUUACGAUCAAAUGUGGAGGCCAUUCGUAUGCUGGCCACUCGACUGCUGCCAGCGGCGUCUCGCUCGAUCUCCGCUGGCUAAGCAAGACAAAGCUCGAUAUGAGCACCAAAACGAUCACGUUUGGCGGUGGCUGUCAGUGGGGCCAGGUCUACAAGACGCUGAUCAACGGCCCACACAACGGUUUCGUCAUCAAUGGAGGCCGCUGUCCCUUUGUCGGGGUCGGAGGCUUCCUCCUGGGUGGUGGAUUGGGCCCGUUCUCUCGCAGCAUCGGCAUGGGCAGCGACACGGUUAAGGAAAUCAAAAUCGUAACUGCCGACAGCAAAUUAGUCACCGUCAAAGACACCGAUAGACGCGAUUCAAAGGAGGGGCGUCUGUUCUGGGCUCUUCGUGGAGCUGGUGGUGGCAACUUUGGGGUUGUUGUCGAAAUGAAGCUGGCAGUUGCCCAAUUGCAGUCUCGUGACGGCUCAGUCGUCGCUGGACGCUACCAGUGGUUCGCAAAGAAGGAGGAGCCCGACUUGUUCGACCAGCCCGGCUUUAUGGACCUCAUGAACAAAUUCUACACCACUGACUGGCCCGAAAACAUUACGAUCGACAGUACUUGGAUCUGCGAUCUCCGCCAAAGCUCAGGAAACGGUGUUCGAUUCCUCACAUACUUCGACGGCCCAAAGAAAGGCGCAACUGGCUUCGACGCCAUCAUCGAUAAAUAUAUCGCUCAUCCCGAACUCGCAAAGCAGCUUAAGCGCCGAUCACUCUCGGAAAAGUCCACUCGAUUCCUGCACGAAACACUGGUCGCCCAAUGGUCUGAAGAGACCAUCAAGGCUUUCCCAACUAACAAGAGCUACAGCAUCUUCAGCUCGUUCGUGUUCAAAAACGACAGAGCGACCAUCGAGAAGGUCACCGCGAUCGUCCGCAAAAAGGCACUCGAGUUCCGUGCAUCCUUCCCCGGCGAGCGAGUCGAGUUUCUCGCCACGUUUAUCCACUCGGGCGGAAAGAUGGGCGCGCCACGGCCCGACUCGUCCGCGUUUUUCUGGCGAGAAGCGGUCUACCACAUGUAUCUCACCGUCGAAUGGGACGACAAAUGGAUGGAGCUCGAUAUGCGUGGCUUCCUCGGCAAAGCCAAAGAGGACAUCCGACCGUAUUCUCUCCAAGGCCAGGCUGCAUUCGUCAAUUUCCCUGACGGCGCCUUCCCGUCUGAAUACCACGAGCGAGCUUAUUGGGGGAAGAAUCGCGAGGAGUUGCGACAGGUGAAGCAGAUCUGGGACAAAGACAACUUCUUCAACUCGCCACAAGGCAUCAAAGGUGGGGCGAAAGGUCCUGAAAAGGAGGAAGAGGGACCGGUUGAUCAGGGCAACGAUGAAGAUUUGACGGACGGACUUGCAACUGACCAAUGGGAGCGCUGGACAGUCAACGAAACUAAGGACCUUUCAGGAGACUUGCAAAACCUGGCAGAUCUGGGGUUGGAGCUCGACUUGUAA
Molecule: messenger RNA, 1668 nt
Organism: Mycena indigotica
Lineage: Eukaryota; Fungi; Basidiomycota; Agaricomycetes; Agaricales; Mycenaceae
Product: FAD-binding domain-containing protein
Exons: 1
Coding region: 1-1668 (555 amino acids)
Molecular function (GO): FAD binding; oxidoreductase activity
Source: RefSeq, a predicted model, not a curated record